Molecule: messenger RNA, 785 nt
Organism: Prorocentrum cordatum
Lineage: Eukaryota; Dinophyceae; Prorocentrales; Prorocentraceae
Source: the annotation of a GenBank genome assembly
AGAGCACGUGCGGUUCGAGCGAGCAUUCGGGCUCAUGCCUCGGCGCCGGAUCGGAUAGGCGAGGUGGGGCGGGCCUUAUGACAGGUGGAGGCAUGGAGGCCCCUGCGGCGCGGCCGCGCCUGACUAACAAGACCCUCUUUGUGCUGGGGGCCAUGAACAUGAUCGACUGCAUCAAUGUCAACCUGCUCGCGCCGUACGUAGUCAGAAUGGUGUCGGAAUUCCUGGACACCGAGACCAACGAUCCCAGCGUUCAGCAGACAGUGGGGCUGCUGACUGGCCUGUACUCGCUGUGCGAGGUGGUGUUCUCCCCAUUCUGGGGUACCUUGUCUGACAGGAUAGGGCGCAAGCCUGCGCUGCUCAUCGGGCUUGGCGGAUCUUGUGUUGCCCCGAUCCUGUUCGGCCUGGGCACCAACCUCACCACCGUGUUCUUUGCUCGUGCGCUGGACGGCUUCUUCUGUGGGAACAUGGGGGUCACUAGGACGUAUUUGGGCGAGAUCGUAGACGAGACGAACGAGGCCCGCGGCUAUGGCUUUCUCGCGACGUGUUUCUCCUUCGGACUCUUCAUCGGGCCGGCGCUGGGCGGGGAGCUCGUGUACCCAGCGGAGAGAUUUCCUUCCGUGUUCCAGGGCACGAUCUUCGACACUUAUCUCCCCGCGCGAGAGGGGCCCAGCCUCGCCCGAAGUUUUUCUGCCUUUCCGCGCCUCCUGCCUCCUUCCCUCUCGGGGGGAUGAUCGCCAUGCCUUUCGUCAGCCCACCCCGUUGUUGUCGCCGUCGUCGCUCUCGCC